CACAUCCUAAGUUGUUAACAAAUCUCCCUAUAUUUAUCUCCAACAAUGACCAUAUCAAUGGCAAUUAGCUCUCCUGCUCGUAGCCAGUCCACCUCAGCUAGAAUGAACACCAGUCUUUCCCUCAGGCCAACUACUUCUUUUAAGGCCUCAAUGCCCCAAAACAUUUCCCCUGUUUCGACUACUAAUAACAGGAUUGAGGAGCGCCAGCCAAAAGUUCACGGGCGUGAUUAUCGUGUUCGCAUACCAGUAUUGUGUGCUGCUCGCAUUUUUCAACUCACUCGCGAACUCUAUCAUCGCACGAACGGGGAGACCAUUGAGUGGCUCCUCCGCCAGGCUGAGCCAUCCAUCAUUGCGGCGACUGGGACAGGAACUGUUCCUGCUCAGUCUAUAUCGUGCUUGUAUGAUGUUACAUCAUCAUCAUCAACGUCAGUUUUUUCUCCAAGUUCAUCCACAAUGGUGGCUCCCAAUGUCGAUCCAUCAAGAAUUGAAGUGAAUCAUCCAAUGAGUCCUCCUGUAACAAUGAUGGCCGAUGUUUAUCCGCCUAUGAUGCAGAAUUCUCAGCAUGUGGAAGGACUCGAAGCAAAUCUUCCCCUAAGUUUAUCAACAACUAUGCACCUUCCAGUUGCUUACAAUCCCGAAUCAUUUGAUAUGCAAGGGGCAGAAAGAGUUGUAUUGAAUGCUCCAAUGAAUUCAUCUGCAAUGAUUCCUGAUGUUUUUUCUCCAAGAAUGCAUAAUGCACAACCAGUGAACGAUGUUGGAGUUGCUAUUCCUUUGAAUCAAUCCGCAAUGGAGGUCCGGAACGUCUAUCCGCAGGAGUUUCCUACUUUUAUUCAUGCAGGAGGAGAUGAAGCGAAUCCUGAUUUGGGUGGUUCUACCACAGUGAUGUUCCCGUAUGUUUUUCCACCAGAAGUGUGGAAAGAGGUUGAAGCAAAUGAUCUAGUAAGCUCUUCUGCAGGAAUAGAUCUCAAUGUUGUUCCGCCAGGAAUGGAUGACCUGCAGCAGUCAGAAGGAGUUGAAGUUGAUCAGUUUGCGAGUUCAUCAACCGGGGUGGUUCCCACUACCGGUGAUGACGCAAUUUAAUUGUUUGGAGUUUAGAGAUGGUGGAAUGUUAGUUUGAAUUCAUAGCAUGUUGAAAAACCAUCAAUGAAAGU
Messenger RNA from Daucus carota subsp. sativus, 1151 nucleotides. RefSeq names its product transcription factor TCP15-like. The coding region runs from base 46 to 1080 and encodes 344 amino acids. The record is from RefSeq and is a predicted model, not a curated record. Gene Ontology annotation, cellular component: nucleus. Gene Ontology annotation, molecular function: DNA-binding transcription factor activity; sequence-specific DNA binding. Lineage: Eukaryota; Viridiplantae; Streptophyta; Magnoliopsida; Apiales; Apiaceae. The transcript has a single exon.